GGUACUAACUCACGAUGGCAGGUCUAACAAAAACUUGCGGUAAGAAACAUGGCAGAAACCAGUGAAUUUUGGCGGGAUAUCGCAUGUAAUUGGUGAUGGCAAUCGAGAGGUACUUUUUUUGCCCCGUACCCUAUCUCUGUGCUAUUGGAUUGGCUUUUCUCGUGAUAUGGUGAUUUGAAGUUCAGGUAUGCGGAUGGCCGAUGACAUGUGGUACACUUGGUUGUUUGCCCAUUGGCAAACUGUAAGUUGGCAGCUGUGUACAUGUAAUUUACAUGCAUGUCAACAGCAAUGUGUGAAUGCGGAAGUGCGACCCGUCUGUCAAACAGUCAUGACAGUACAUGUAUGUAACUGAUGAAGCAAGCUUUCGGGGCCAAUAUUUUCCAGCCAUGGACUCCCAAGUCGGGGCAUUAGCUGGCAACAUUUGCAAUAACCCAUCGCGUUUACUGCAGCCAGUUCAGGGCCCAGGGAGCAGCAGUGAUUUUGGGGAAGUCCGUCCUAACUCGUCGUCUGAAGUCAGUGACCAAUCGCCAAGCAUGGGUGUUGCUGCAGAGCCGUUGCCAUAUACGACAGUCACUGGGUCCCGAGGACAACAGAAUGCUGGUCAGAAAGUAAACAACAGUCAUGACAGUGUCCAAGCUAAGACGGACUCGAGAACCUUCUUGACCGGUGGGCAUCGCUACCAAGAUGAACUAAACCAGGUGCCUAGGGUGUCAAACAGCCAAGACAUUGUAACAAGGAUGGAAGACGUGUCCCUUGACUCUUCUACAACAGCGAUAAAUCUUGUGACUAGUGCAUCUACAGACACAACGACAAACAAAUCUCAUGAUGAGGGUACAUUGUCAAACAAUCCUGUACAGAGAACGGACACUUUAUGCAAUAGAACUUCAUGUAGUGGCAUAGACAGUUCAGCCAUUAAAGAAGACAGCAGCCACACAGCUGUCGGUAGUUCUCGUGAUGGAGGAAGGAGCGAUCUUGCCACAGCAACUCCACAAGAUGCAAUAAGAUUAGAAGCGGACUUAACGAGACAGCAUGGUGAACGGACACCAGGGGAUGGAGAGGAAAAUCCCUCACACUCGGGCACUGGCCAACUGCCUAACUGUGGCACGACCAGUAUCGUGUCGGUCCAGUCCGAAGAAUCAUCUUUGGAUCAGCCAGCGGUGCUAGAUAUCACCAGCAGCAACGAGCUCAUUCUGAGUGACAUUGAGCUCUCUGGGGAGAAUCCCACUUCCCCAGCGACUAUUGACGUUAUCGACCUAGGUUCCCAGGUGCCCGGCAGCUCCAAGCUGAGGAGGCCCAAAUCCCUCGAAGGCUGCCUAGAUCUGGACACCAAAGCCCCACAGUGGGUCACCACCCCUAACAAGUCCCAGUCCCUCAGAACCACUCCCUCGACGAGCACCCCCCGGUUCCUGGAAGAGCUGGGCGCGACGGGAAACGCUGUCAUUGAGCUGCAGGAGCCGUUCUUUGAGCCCUCGCAGGAUGGCCACUCAGAUUCCCAACAUCCCUGCCUCUCCGGCAUCUUGCAGCACGAACUGCAGUCCAGGGCAUCCUUCACGAGCGUCUCCAGUCUGAGCACAGAAUACUCGUCCUCCCUGGCGACGGACGAUCUCAACGAGAAUAGGGACAAUCUUGAACCGGGCUUCGUGGAGGUCAACUUGCAUAGCCAGCUGAGCGGAGGAGACCACUGGGCCUACGCCAGCCAGGGAGCUAAGCCCAAAAAACGAGGCCUGGCUGGGUUUUUGGCAAGAAAUCUUUUUCCCUGGAAGUCAUCAUCCACCAAGUCUGCGACAACUGACCAAACGGACAGCCCGCCAUCCACCUCCGGAUGGAAGCUGUUCAAUCGGAGUCCCGCCAAGCAGGCCGCCGCCCAGCAACAGCAGCAGCAGCACCCAGCCAGCGCCUACAACGACAGCUACCCACCCAAGGGCAAGACGCACCCACCCACGCUGUCGCUGACUUGGAAGAAGAAGCAGGCGGGGAUGCGGCCAGCCACCUCUACCACAGCCCUAAUCCUGGAGAACCGACCUCAGAAUCUGCCCGCCAAGAGUCCAGAUGAAGAACUGAAGCACAAAGAGCAAUACGAGAAGAUGGUCAAAGGAGCCAAACAGAAAGAGAUCAAGGUGUACAAGCAGCAAAUGAAGAAGCUGGCCAAGCAGCUGAAGUACGAAGAAGGAAUCAAGACCCUCCUCCACGUUUGGCAAACCGACCUUCUGAAGAACUGGGACCAAGCCAAAACCAGCAAGAAGACACGGGAGAUGUGGUGGCAAGGCAUCCCACCCAGCAUCCGCGGCCGUGUCUGGAUGCUGGCUAUUGGCAACGAGCUCAACAUCACCCCUGAGCUGUUUGAGAUCUUCUUGGCCCGAGCCAAGGACCGGAUCAAGGUCUUCAGUGAACCAGACACUGAGGACUCAGAAGAAGUUCACGAGGCAAGCAGAGAAGACAGCGUUGAUGUGAUAAGACUAGAUGUUUCCCGGACAUUCCCACAUCUAUGUAUAUUUCAGAAGGGGGGACCUUAUUUUGACCGCCUUCAUAGCGUGUUAGGUGCAUAUGCGUGCUACAGACCGGAUAUUGGCUACGUUCAAGGCAUGUCCUUCAUCGCAGCAGUAUUUCUCCUCUACCUGGAGCCAGCCGAUGCGUUCUGCUGUUUCGCCAAUGUUCUGAACAAGUCGUGCCAACUUGCCUUCUUCCGGCUGGACCAGCCUGUGAUGCAGUCUUAUUUUGAUACCUACGAGGAAUACUUUGAAGACAAUCUUCCCGAUUUGUACAACCAUUUCAAGAGUCAGUGCCUUACCCCAGACCUGUACAUCAUAGACUGGAUGUACACGCUGUACACCAAGUCGCUACCACUUGACGUCGCCUGCCGAUUCCUGGACAUCUUCUUCCGGGAUGGCGAAGAGUUCAUGUUCCGCACGGCGCUAGGCAUCCUGCAUCUGUACGAGGAGAUCCUCAUCUCGCUGGAGUUCAUUCAGCUGGCCCAGUUCCUAACCAAGCUCCCCGAGGACAUCCGCUGCGAGGACCUCUUCAAGAGCAUCGAGGCCAUCGACAUGCACCAAAAGAAGUUCAGCCAGGUGCUGGCCACCCACAUGGCCACCAACAGCCACAGUUAAGUCGAAGGGGGACAUAGGUUGGCUUUUAACUUAACACCCCUCCCCCCAAAAAAAAGAAGUGGGGAGAUGUUGUGGCUUGCUGCCGUGAUGGUCUUCCAGUGGCCUGCAGGACUGGCCAAAUCCACAACCAGUCUAAGAUGUGUCAGCUGCCUGUUGGAGCGUCAAAAUCCUGGCAACUUGCAUGUGCUUAGCUUUAAUUUUCACAUUCUUCUCCUAUUCCCCUAGCUUGUCAUAACUGUAAUAAUACUAGCACAGAAUGGAAUGACACAUUGGAAGUCAGAAAAAAACACUCAUUAACCCUAACACUCCUCAAUCCUUCACCUGUUGGAGGACUGAGGAGUGUUAGGGUUAAUGUUCAUUCUUGCUGGUCCUCGUCGUAAACGUUAAGCACAUAUAGUAAUGUGCUGGUUACACCUACCAGAUUCUGGCGAUUGAGAAUAGUGCAUCUCCAAGAGUUUGCAACGCAUUGACCAAUCCCAGUGUGCGAAAUUUGUCGACCCUUUCCAAACGCACAUAUUUUG
Messenger RNA from Acanthaster planci (crown-of-thorns starfish), 3625 nucleotides. Its product is annotated as TBC1 domain family member 14-like. Lineage: Eukaryota; Metazoa; Echinodermata; Asteroidea; Valvatida; Acanthasteridae. Gene Ontology annotation, molecular function: small GTPase binding; GTPase activator activity. Gene Ontology annotation, biological process: regulation of GTPase activity. The record is from RefSeq and is a predicted model, not a curated record.